AUGUCUGAACAGGAUCACGACCAAUGGGCCAAAGGUUUCUGCUCCAACGGGGAAUUCUUCCCCGAAGAGGACAUGGGAUGGGGUCAAUUUGUCGGGGAAGAUAAGGAAAUGACCCUGUGGGACGUUGUCUCGGAGAUGAUUCUUACUGCAAGAGGCAAAAUGACCGCCCUGACAUCUGGGGAGCUCCAGAGUUGCAGGAUCUCCUGGAUAUCCACUCACCUACUCGACCAAGCGUGGAAGGAGAUGGCACAUACUCUGACAGAGGCUAAUUUUAGCAACACCAUGGAAAUUCUGGACACUGAGCCCCCAAGAUGGCUACCGGACAGUGCUGCUUCUGCCUGCAUGCUGUGUGGUGUGAGGUUCCAUCCCAUCAUGUGCUCUCGACACCAUUGUCGCUUCUGUGGUGGUAUAUUCUGCAGCGAUUGCUCAAAAGGGAAGAGCUUGUUGCCGCAGAAGUUUCGGGCCUGUGACCCACAGCGAGUGUGUGAUGUGUGUUGUGUGCGGCUUGAGUCUGUUCAGCCGUUCUUGAUGGAUAAGGUGAGCCCUGCAUCACAGGUACCCACACAUGAUCUGACUGAUCUCAGCACACUCAGAUCGUGGAUAAACUUCCCGUGGGGGCAGUCCAUGGAGCACGAGAUUUACAAAGCAGCUAACACGCUCCGUGGCUAUUCUAAGGUAUGAUGAACGCCAUUGUGGCUUGUUUGUCUGGUCGUUUUGAGUUGGUCCAAUCCCUGAUUCUGCAAUACUCUGAUCAUUACAGUUUUCCCUUGUAAAAUAUUUUUUAUCAUUAAAAACCCGCGUUAAAAACCAUACAAAUGGUGGCACUUUGAUUUUAAGAAAUAUUAUGGUUCUCCCUUCUUUCUUGUUGUCAGGUGUUGAGGAUGGUUGGCAACCAGUUCAUAUAGGUUGAAAACAUCACCGUAUGUCGGAUUGUUCCUGGGGAAAAUAUUGAGCACAAGUCAAAAAGAAAAAAAAUGGCAAUGCUAAUUCACAAGUACUGUAGAAAAUGCUAGGUGACCCUCCGAAAGACAUUGCAUGAUUCAAUCAGUUGAAGAUUCGCAACUAGAAUUGGGUAGUCCGAGUCUUCUUUUGAUUUAGUAAGGAAAUACAAUGAAUAACCAUGAACCUGUGAGAUUAGGCUGUUUCCUACAUUUACUUUUUCUUUGGUCAUUGUUAGUGGGGAACCCUUGUCUGGUGGGAACAUGCAGGAACUUCGGGUUGAACAGGUUGCUGAGACAAGAAACACAGAUUCUUCAAAGCAGUAUGUUGCUUGUUUGACGGGGACAAAAGGAUUAUUUAAUCUUUUUUUCCAAAUUGGCUCUGGUCGGUUAAUCCUUCAACUUCAUUAAAACCUAAACAUUCUCAUCUAUGAAUGAGAGAUCUAGGCAACGUAGUCCAAAAUAACACCCUUAGAUUUGUCCAAGUACUUGGGGAUUCUUGAUUUAUAAUUUAUUUUUUAUCACUAUGCCCUUUAAUUAUUUCAAACAUUCUCUUGUGAAUCAUGUGGUGAAAUUAUGAAAUAAAACUGACCUAUAAGCUGAUGGCGAUGAGAAAUUACUACUCAGGUGGGUUCCCUCAGACCUGAGAAAUCCAUCCCUCAAGCUGUGCUGAGGCAGGCGAAAGGCCUCGCAAUACUCACCGUCGUCAAAGUUGGGCUGAUGGUUACUUAUAACAUUGGAACCGGGUUGGUUGUCGCUCGUAGAGAAGAUGGAUCCUGGUCUCCACCAUCUGCCAUUUCCACCUUCGGCGUUGGGUGGGGCCCCCAGGUAUGAUGCUUCCCCACACAUGCGUAUAUAUAUAUACAUUGAUAAAGACUUUUGUACAUCUCUGAUUUUAAGUGGAUGGUGCGCAAUGAUUAACCGGUACAUUCCAUGUUUCUUCAUAGGGGGGAGGGGAAUUGACCGAUUAUAUUAUAGUCUUGAGGAACAAAGAUGCCAUCAGGACCUUCAGCGGAAAUGGGCACUUCUCAGUUGGAGCUGGUCUCAGUGCAGCUGCCGGGGUUUUCGGGCGAGCUGCCAAUGCUGACCUGCGUGCCGGUGAUGGGGGCUGUGCCGCCUGCUACACAUACAGCUGCAGUAAAGGUGCGAUCUUUAUUUGUGAAUCCUGUGCCCAUCAGCUCACUUAAGUUGCUCACUCUUUAUGGAAUCCUCAGGGGCCUUCGUCGGAUGCUCCCUGGAAGGAAGCAUGGUCGUGACCAGAGCGUCGGAAAACUCGCGGUUUUAUGGGAGUUCGUCCAUUGACUCGUCGGAGAUUCUCCUGGGAUCAUUGCCCCGGCCGCCCGCCGCCGCCAUCCUCUACCGGGCUCUGUCGGAGCUGUUCCAGAGGCUGGACGUCUGA
Molecule: messenger RNA, 2337 nt
Organism: Spirodela intermedia
Lineage: Eukaryota; Viridiplantae; Streptophyta; Magnoliopsida; Alismatales; Araceae
Source: the annotation of a GenBank genome assembly